CGCUACUUCUGUCGUACAGCAAAGUUACGGCACGUCAUUGUUCCAGUUGGACCAACUUAGACCCAGCGACGGGAGGACCCAGCUCCAUCAGCUCCAGCUUACCAUACCUUAACUGGUAGCCCAUUCAUCUCAUCACUCCUCUUCGCAGCAUAUUCUCUCAAGCUGCAACUUUUGCUUCCCUCAAAGGCGAACUUUUUUUUUUUUUUGACGAUCGAUACCCCAACGACGACGCUGAACACAGCUCAUUUUUGCUCUCGCUUAUACCCACUUCACCAAAGUCAACAACAGAUAUAAACAUGGCUGACACUGGUCUUCCUCCGGGCUGGGAGGUCCGACACUCCAACUCCAAGAACCUCCCCUACUACUUCAACUCUGCCGAGAAGCUCUCACGAUGGGAACCUCCCUCCGGCACCGACACCGAGAAGCUGAAGCAUUAUAUGGCUACUAAUCACAGUGCUGGCUCUCGUCCUGGUGCCGUCGCUGGUGUUCCCGAGGGUAAGAUCCGUGCUGCUCAUCUACUAGUCAAGCACCGCGACAGUCGACGACCCAGCAGCUGGAGAGAGGCUGAGAUCACGCGCACCAAGGAGGAGGCCCUUGAGAUCAUCCAGGACCACGAGCAAAAGAUCAAGUCCGGCAGUAUCACACUUGGUGAGCUCGCCCUCACCGAAUCCGACUGCUCUUCUGCCCGUAAGCGAGGCGACCUCGGAUACUUUGGCAAGGGAGACAUGCAGAAGGAGUUUGAAGAUGCUUCCUUUGGCCUCCAGCCUGGCCAGAUGAGCGGAAUUGUGGAGACAGCUAGCGGCCUUCACUUGAUUGAGCGCCUGGAAUAAAUUGAAAAGUACAUAUAAUUGAGAAAUUUUGUAAAUUGACAAAGCAGAGCGUAUCGUUGACGUCCUCGCGCAAUACCUCCCGAUCGCCUGUCGAUAUCGUGAUGUAUGUGGCUAACUUGGACGUCAUAUUCAAACUUCAGUGAGACUUGCAGUCUUUUAAAUCUUGAUUGUGUACAUUAUUCUUCCAUGUCUAAGUAUCUACAGUACCCG
Messenger RNA from Fusarium verticillioides 7600, 1040 nucleotides. Its product is annotated as peptidyl-prolyl cis-trans isomerase ssp-1. The record is from RefSeq and is a predicted model, not a curated record. The coding region runs from base 297 to 830 and encodes 177 amino acids. Lineage: Eukaryota; Fungi; Ascomycota; Sordariomycetes; Hypocreales; Nectriaceae. Gene Ontology annotation, cellular component: cytosol; nucleus. Gene Ontology annotation, molecular function: protein binding; peptidyl-prolyl cis-trans isomerase activity. The transcript is spliced from 4 exons.